Exophiala aquamarina CBS 119918 is the source of this 378-nucleotide messenger RNA. RefSeq lists its product as uncharacterized. Bases 1 to 378 code for a protein of 125 amino acids. The transcript has 3 exons. NCBI's taxonomy places the organism in Eukaryota, Fungi, Ascomycota, Eurotiomycetes, Chaetothyriales, Herpotrichiellaceae. The record is from RefSeq and is a predicted model, not a curated record.
AUGACCAUACUUCGCUCCUCGUACGACCACAGCCGCUUUGAAGUUGCACACGCGACCAUCGGCAAUGCAAACAUCCGUUCCGACUUCAUCACGGCUCCAACACAAUCUUUAGACAUAGCCAGCGACAAACAACCGACGGCAGCACUGGAGAAGCCAGCGGAUGUUCAACAUGAGUUUGAAAUCUCUAGUCAAGUAGCCGGCGAAGACGAAUCAUUCCCGUCGAAUCAAGGUGCACAUCACGACAAGGCUCUGACGCGGAAGCUACUCUGGAAACUUGAUUCAAGAAUCGUCCCCAUCCUCGCCGUCCUGUUCCUAUACUCGUUUCUCGACCGAACCAACGUCGGCAACGCCAAAAUCCUGGGCCUCGAGAAAGAUUGA